This is a messenger RNA of Schistocerca americana (American grasshopper), 690 nucleotides long. Its product is annotated as ankyrin repeat domain-containing protein 65-like. Gene Ontology annotation, molecular function: protein binding. The transcript has 2 exons. The record is from RefSeq and is a predicted model, not a curated record. Lineage: Eukaryota; Metazoa; Arthropoda; Insecta; Orthoptera; Acrididae. The coding region runs from base 1 to 690 and encodes 229 amino acids.
AUGUGCUACACUACAGUAUACUCCUGUCUACAAAGCACAGAACAAUAUGUACUGGUUAACACACUGUACUGCAUCCUGGAGGAGCAGGCACCAAAUCUUUGGCCUGGUACCUUGCCUGAAGUUGUCUGUGAUGCUACCAAAGACCAGGGUGUCAUUGGCACCAAUAGCAGGAGCUUCUGUGGAGAGGAGCGAGACAAGUUGCUACUCUGGGCAGCUCAGAAGGGGGCAGUGGAGGAGCUGCGGGCAUUGCUGAUGGCAGGUGCUGAUGUGGGGGUGAGGGACCACUUUGGGUGGACUGCUCUGCACCGGGCAGCAGCCAGAGGGCACGUGGAGGUGGUGAGAUGGUUGCUGCGAGCUGGGGCAGACGUGGGGGCUGUGGAGUACUUCGAGCAGCUUACGCCUCUCCACUUGGCGGCAAUAUGGGGCCACGAGUAUGUGGUGUGGCUGCUGCUGGUGGCAUCAGACCCUCCCCUUGACUGUAACUACCCAGAUGUCGUAGAUACCUGUGGGAGGACUCCACUGCACUGGGCGGCAGUUGCAGGCAAUGCCACAGUUGUGUCCAUGCUGCUCGAGGCAGGAGCGGACAAGGCAGCCAGAAAUAACGCUGGAACAACAGCUCUGGAUUUCGCCAUACAGGAAAAUAACCAUCAGGUGGUUGACUUGCUACAAUCAAGUUUGCAGUUUUCGUAG